AUGUCCCGCCCAGUAAUCGAAUACUACUUCUCCUUCGUCUCACUAUGGUCCUACAUCGGCAGCCGGCGUUUCCAACGCCUAGCCCAAGAAACCAACGCAAAGGUGGUCCUCAAACCAAUUAAUCUCAUGUACAUCUUCUCAAUAUCCGGCGGUCUCCCCGUGAAACAACGCGCCGCUCAGCGCCAGACCUACCGGUUACUUGAGAUGGAGCGAUGGCGCCGCAUUCGUGAUAUUCCGCUCGUCACGCAUCCGAAGUAUUAUCCUGCCGACCCUUCGCUUGCUCAUCGGGUGCUGCUGGCUGCUAUUGAAGAGUCGGGUCAUGAUAGUGCGUCUGUUCAGGAGUAUGCGCGACUUGGGCUCGAGGCAGUCUGGGCUAGGGAGCUUGACAUCGCUGACCCCGGGACGAUUGUCCGGUUGGCAGAUGAGGCUGGACUUGAGGGAAAGAGAUUGCUGGAACGGGCGCAAAGCGAGAAAUCCCUCUCCGAGCAAGAAGCCGCUUUGACGAAGGAGGCUGAAUCGAAGCAGUAUUUCGGUGCCCCGUUUUACACCUUACGAGGGGAGACGUUCUGGGGGCAGGAUCGCCUGGAUAUGGUAGAGGAGGUGAUCAAAAGUGGCAGAGAUCCUAUUGUUGUUGAUAACGUGUACUAA
Aspergillus puulaauensis is the source of this 648-nucleotide messenger RNA. RefSeq names its product 2-hydroxychromene-2-carboxylate isomerase. Gene Ontology annotation, cellular component: mitochondrion; peroxisome. The record is from RefSeq and is a predicted model, not a curated record. The coding region runs from base 1 to 648 and encodes 215 amino acids. NCBI's taxonomy places the organism in Eukaryota, Fungi, Ascomycota, Eurotiomycetes, Eurotiales, Aspergillaceae. The transcript has a single exon. Gene Ontology annotation, molecular function: glutathione peroxidase activity; glutathione transferase activity; 2-hydroxychromene-2-carboxylate isomerase activity. Gene Ontology annotation, biological process: glutathione metabolic process; naphthalene catabolic process.